CGGGUCGCGGGGCCGAGGGAAGAGCGGGCAGGCAGGAGGCGCCGGCGCCAGACGCGGAGGGAAAGAGCUACGAGAGAGGCCGCGGAGCCAGCGACGACCGACCCAGCUGAGCCGCCGCCGCCUCCCCAUGGCGGCCGCCAAGGACACUCAUGAGGACCAUGAUUCUUCCACUGAGAAUGCAGACGAGUCCAACCAUGAUCCUCAGUUUGAGCCAAUAGUUUCUCUUCCUGAGCAAGAAAUUAAAACGCUGGAAGAAGAUGAAGAGGAACUUUUUAAAAUGCGGGCGAAACUGUUCCGGUUUGCCUCGGAGAACGACCUCCCAGAACGGAAGGAGCGAGGCACCGGCGAUGUCAAGCUCCUGAAGCACAAGGAGAAGGGGACCAUCCGCCUCCUCAUGCGGCGGGACAAGACCCUGAAGAUCUGUGCCAACCACUAUAUCACGCCGAUGAUGGAGCUGAAGCCCAAUGCGGGUAGCGACCGUGCCUGGGUCUGGAACACCCAUGCUGACUUCGCCGAUGAGUGUCCCAAGCCAGAGUUGCUGGCCAUCCGCUUCCUGAAUGCUGAGAAUGCACAGAAAUUCAAAACAAAGUUUGAAGAAUGCAGGAAAGAGAUCGAAGACAGAGAAAAGGAAGGAUCAGGCAAAAACGAUCAUGCUGAAAAAGUGGCGGAAAAGCUAGAAACUCUCUCGGUGAAGGAGACCAAGGAGGAUGCGGAGGAGAAGCAAUAAAUCGUCUUAUUUUAUUUCCUUUUCCUCUUUCCUUUCCUUUUUUAAAAA
This is a messenger RNA of Saimiri boliviensis boliviensis (Bolivian squirrel monkey), 775 nucleotides long. RefSeq names its product ran-specific GTPase-activating protein. Gene Ontology annotation, biological process: nucleocytoplasmic transport; positive regulation of mitotic centrosome separation. Gene Ontology annotation, cellular component: cytoplasm; nuclear pore; centrosome. The record is from RefSeq and is a predicted model, not a curated record. NCBI's taxonomy places the organism in Eukaryota, Metazoa, Chordata, Mammalia, Primates, Cebidae. Gene Ontology annotation, molecular function: GTPase activator activity.